CAUGACUAACUCUCAACUCGCGUGUGCUCACACAUUGGAACGUGUAACGCUUUGCUUGCUCAUACGUUUACAUUACUUUGUCAGUUGAGUUUCAUACUGAGACUCGUGAGGAUCAUCAUUGUAAAACCAGUGUUAAAUUUCAUUAAUCCGAUAGUACAUUAUUAUUAUUAUUAUUAUUGUAAUAACUUCUUUAAGUGAUUAAAAUAUUUAAUCGGUAAUUAUCAAUUACUAAUCCGUAGUACUGUGAUUAAAGUUUUGCCCUAAAAAACUUUUUGAUUCUUAUUUAUAAGUUUUUAAGAGUUUAAGAUAAGAGGAUAUAACAAAAUCAUAAUAGUGAAGGAGACGGCAAGAGGAGAGACAAAACUGAGACUACCAAUGGUGAUUGUCAUCAGGAGAUCAAAGUAACUGACUCUCGUUGUUUGGAUAUAUUUAAUUCGAUAAAACGUAUUAUUUUAUUUAAAAUGGGCUGCUGUGGAUGUGGAGACGAUGAUUCUGCUAAAAUAGAACCUGGGAGCCCAGAACGAGAGUCAUCAUUUUCAGAAGUCGAAGUCUUUGCUAAAAACCGCUCUUGUACAGAUUUACCGGCACUUUUAAUUCUUGUUCUACUUAUCGGUGGUUAUGGAUAUUUUGUAAGUGCAGCAGUAAAAAAAGGUGACCCUUUUCGACUUUGGAAUGGAUAUGAUGACUGUGCUAAUGUCUGUGGUCGAAUUACAAGUAGAGAAUCGAAUCCAGAGUUUUCAUGUAAAGGCGCUGACUUGAGGAGAUUUGGUUAUCAUUACGCUGAAUUUGGGAUAGACGGAGUCAAGUCUCGUAAGUGCAUUGAAAGUUGCGAUAACUUGGGAAAUGAAACCAUACGAUUUUUAAAUCGUUGCAUCGUUAAAAGUAAUGGAAAUAAUCCUGCAAACGCUUUACUAAAUAAUCUGGGUGUUAAAAAUUUUUUUAACGAAGCCGCAAAUGAUUUGAAUAUUGCAUGGAGAGAAUUGAUUUACCUGCUAUUAAUUGCUCUCGCAUCAUCCCUCUGUAUUCUGAUUGCUUUCCGAUACAUCGUACAAUACGUCAUAUUCAUUGUUCUAAGUGGUGCAGUUGUCAUCUCCAUUGCUGGGACAAUUUAUCUCUGGUUGCUGUGGCACUUUGAAAGAAAAGAUGUUAUGUCUGGUAAAAUAGACGAAGAAGAAGGACAUGUGCAAGCAUAUUUAGUAUAUGCUAUUUUAAUGUCAAUAGUUGCUGUUGUAACGCUUCUUGUAGUACUUGUCAUGCGAAGCAGAAUAGCUCUCGUUUCCCAAUUAUUCAAAGAAACUGGUAAAGCCAUUUAUUCAAUGCCUGGACUAUUGUUGCAACCAAUAUAUACUUAUAUCAUUAUCAGCGCUUCACUUAUCGGUUGGCUUUACGUGAUGCUGUGGAUUGAAAGUGCCGGUGAUCUUUAUAAAAAUAAAAAAGGCCAUUUUCACUAUAAAAAAAAUGGUUUACUUGAGGGCGCAAGAUGGUACAAUAUCUUCAUGUACUUCAUUAUGAUGCAAUUUUACCUCGGUUGUCAGCACAUGAUCGUAGCUGGUGCAGUUGCACGUUGGUUUUUCACAAGGGACAAAAAACAUUUGUCGAUGCCAGUAACACGUAGUACAUGUUCAUUAAUACGUCAUCAUCUUGGUACUGUUGCAUUUGGUUCGCUGAUUAUAGGCAUUGUUUCAUUUCUAAGAGCUAUUUUUGCUUAUACAGCAAAAUAUCUUCAAAAAUAUGACAAUGCAUGGAUGAGAGCUCUUUUAUGUUGUUGUCAUUGCUGCUUGUGGUGUUUAGAAAAUGUCCUUAAAUUUUUAACACGAAAUGCUUACAUCGAAACUGCUAUUUACGGUUGCAAUUUAUGUGCUGGAGGUAAAAAAGCAUUCCGAGCACUUACGGACAAUAUAUUACGAGUAGCAGCUAUUAAUAGUGUUGGAGAUUUCGUAUUAUUCUUGGGUAAAGUACUCGUUGUUGCGCUUACUGUUGUUGCCGGUGUUUAUUUGAUUCAGAGAAAAGAUGGAUUGCGCCAUCCUUGGGUACCAAUAGCUCUUGGUGGACUAUUUGCUCUUCUCAUUGCCCAUUGUUUCAUUUCAAUUUAUGAGAUGAUCAUCGAUACGAUAUUUAUAUGCUUCUGCGAAGAUUGCUCGCGAAAUGAUGGAAUAAGCCGUCCAUAUUAUAUGAGUCGUGGUUUGAUGGAGUUUGUAGAAAACAGUAAAGAAGCUUUAAAAAAGCUUUAAAUACUCCGUGUUCUUCAUAAAGUGCUUCUACUUCAAAAUAUAAUUAUUAAUUUAACAUUUAAAUAAUUAAUAGAGUAAAGACUGAAAAUAUAAAUAUAUUUUUGUCUGCAUUUGCCGUGGAAUUUAAAUAACACGUAUUACCAAAGCACAAUCUUUAAGUAAUGGAGUGAUGCGUCUAAAUAUUCUAAAAAUAUUUAAAUAUUUACGAUGUUGGUCUUUUUUUUAAGACAACAUUUUUUAAUGUGAUGUUUCAAUACAGACAAUGAAAGUAAAAA
Molecule: messenger RNA, 2506 nt
Organism: Microplitis mediator
Lineage: Eukaryota; Metazoa; Arthropoda; Insecta; Hymenoptera; Braconidae
Product: choline transporter-like protein 1
Exons: 16
Coding region: 462-2231 (589 amino acids)
Biological process (GO): transmembrane transport
Cellular component (GO): membrane
Molecular function (GO): transmembrane transporter activity
Source: RefSeq, a predicted model, not a curated record